GUAUCAUCAUACGUGUGAUAUGAAUAGACGAUGUUAGUUUAUCUAUCUGGCUGCAUAUAAAGAACAAGACAGGUAUUACACCUCAGUGGCAGCGUGAAGGAUGGCGCGGUCUGUGUUGCUGGCGGUUCUGGCGUGCCUCGUGAAAAUUACGAUACAACGGUCGACGCCUGAAGAUGGCAGUUAUAUCGCAGCUGUAGUAGAGUUCCAGGUGACGCGGAACUCCUCAGAAGCAAUGGAAGACUACAUCCGUCUCAUCAACGAGGCGGCUGAACAGAAUGCUGACAUCAUAGUGUUCCCGGAGAUGACUUUGACAAGGGGAGGAGAGUAUUUUACCGUCCCUAUAAAUUCUCUGCUGAAGGAAUACCCGAUACCUGCUAUAAGCCCGGAUUUAUACGACAAUGGUAUGGUAUCAAUAUCCAGGGCCGCCCGAGAGAACCAGAUCUACGUGGUGGUGAACGUUCAGGAGCGGGUGGACUGCAGCGUCGCGCCCGGGGAACUCUGCCCCGAGCAGAAGGUGUACCUGUUUAACACCAACGUGGUCUUUGACAGAAGUGGGGCUGUUGUUGAUAGGUAUCGUAAGAUCAAUUUAUUCGGAGAGAUCACCCGUACUCCUUCCCUAGAUAACUAUCUGGGUUUCUUCGAGACGGACUUCGGCGUGAAAUUCGGUCACUUCAUCUGCUUCGAUCUGAUGUUCCAGAUCCCCGCUAUACAAGUCGUUGAGAAGAAUCAGAUCACUGAUGUCAUAUUCACCACCAUGUGGUUCUCAGAGCUGCCUUAUUUGACCGCCGUCCAAAUUCAGGAAGCGUACGCAUACAGGAUGAACGUCAACUUCUUGGCAUCUGGAGCUAAUAACGUAGGCAUUGGCAGCGCAGGCUCUGGAAUUUACUCCGGGAAGGCAGGAGCAUUGGUGAGCACGAUGCCAGGUGUGCCCACUACCAGACUAAUGGUCGCCACAGUCCCUAAAGCUCCCGGACAGGUGACCGGCCCCUACCCAGGGCCCAUCUACGACAGUCCUGAAGACCACGACUCCCUCUACCUCAUCACCGACCCGUCCGUCCGCUCGCACAUAAGCAGGGAACUCGUUCACGGCUUCCAGGAGUUCACCAUCACCGACAAGGAUGUCUCCUGCCACUUCACUGUGAGGCUCAACCAGACAGGAGCAGAUGUGCAAUACAAGUACCGCGCUGCAGCGUUUUCCGGGGUGCGAUCGUUCACCGGCGUGGCUACGGGUGGCAGCAGACUUUGCUCUGUGGUGGCCUGCGCUGGCGACACCAUAGACACGUGCGGGAAAAGAUACCCCACUUACGUUGAAGAUGCAUCAGCCACUUUCGAAGAGCUAACGAUCGUCGCCACAGUACCAACACCUAUCUUAGACACAACUUUGUCAGCUCAAGAUUCAGAAUUCUUUCCUAUAUCUCUCAGUGUCGCCAUCAUGCCUCUGGAAGUUCAAGAUACCACGUUCACUGAAGAAAUUCAAGGGGAAAACACUAUUUUUACUUUUACUCUAAAUAAUCAUGAUGUGAAGUUGUACGCGUUCUCAAUUUGGGGCAGGGUGUUCGGUUGGGACGGAGACGAUGAGAGCCCACCAGUGGGGGAAAUAGACUGGGAUUUAGAUACAGGAUCUCCUGACCCUGGUCUGCCAGAUUCUUCAUCCGUCAAUCUUUUAUUUAAAUUAUUGCUGUUGCCAGCUCUGGCAUUGUUGAGUUUUGUAAAUUAGGCAUAAUGUCAGCGUUUAUAAAAUUGAUUGAAAAUUGUCUUUUCUGAGUACAGACAAACUUGUAAACA
Amyelois transitella is the source of this 1785-nucleotide messenger RNA. RefSeq names its product vanin-like protein 1. The transcript is spliced from 10 exons. Lineage: Eukaryota; Metazoa; Arthropoda; Insecta; Lepidoptera; Pyralidae. Bases 101 to 1717 code for a protein of 538 amino acids. The record is from RefSeq and is a predicted model, not a curated record.